Stylonychia lemnae is the source of this 1545-nucleotide messenger RNA. The record is from the annotation of a GenBank genome assembly. NCBI's taxonomy places the organism in Eukaryota, Ciliophora, Spirotrichea, Sporadotrichida, Oxytrichidae.
AUGAGUACGAAUUUAACUUAUAAUCCCCAGCAUUUAUUCAAUAAGCUUGCUUAGCCUCAUAAGAAAUACAAUUCCAUAAUACAGAUAAAGAAUGAUUUUAUAAACCUUAAUGGAUUGCCUCAAAACAUUAGCAGUGAUGUCGAUAGCUCUAGGCUGUUAGAAGAUCACCCAGAUAUAAAGGAAGCUGUAGCUGCUACUAAAUUGCCAUAAAUACAAAUAAGACAAAACUUGACCUCAAAUAAAAAUGAAUCAUCACCCUAUGUGCUUCGAAAAUCUGUUUUACAAUAAAUGAAUAGUAUGAAUCAGAUAAUCAAGUAAAAUAGUGGGAAUCCUAAUCAUCAAUACAACCAUGACAGAAAUACAUCCAUGACUUAUGAGAGUUCAACUUAGAUCUCUAGUGGAGUGUUUUAGCCGCUUUAUGAUCACAAUAACAUAUAUCAAUUCCAGAAAUACGAUAAUGAAAUACAAAAAUUAUCUAAGGUUCAGAUGAAAGCAAUAAAUUAAAUGUAGCGCAGAUAUACUAAGCUUGCAAAUAAUAAUAAUUCAUUAAGCGCAGAAGAAAUCACAAGCAGAUUCAAGGAAAUGUACAAAAUCUAUAAAAAUUCAUCAUAAGAAGAUGCUGAAGUUUAGAUUGAAAGUCCUAAGAAGCAAUCACCCGUGAAUAAGAUUUGCAAAAUUCUUGAAAAUAAUGAUAAUUUCUCUAUGACAAGUCGGGUAAAAAAUCUUAGAUUUUAAAUAAACCAAAAUCUUAAUGCUUCCAAAGAAAAAUCAACUCUUAAAUCUGCUAAAUAGGUUAAUGAUCGCCAUUCAAUAAUCAUAAAAGAUGAGGCGAAAUAGGUUAAUCAACAAAUUACUUAGUAAUUAUACGAUAUAAUACAGAAUAAAGAAUAUCUUAAAAGUAUAGUUUAAAAGGAGAAGAAGAAAAUUAGUAACAUUCAGAUGAAGGAUUAGAUAAUUUAUGAUAGUAAUUAGCACUAAUCAAAUUAGUUUGAGAGUAGCAAUUGUAUCUAAAGCAACAGUAGUAUCAAUCAAUUGUCUUAGAAUAAGAGAAGUUCUAUGCAAAUUAAUGGCAAUGAAUCAUCAAUGAGGGUAAGAGAAUUUUAAAAAGUCAUUAAAAAUGCAUAUUAAAACUAUUACAAGAAAGCUAAGGUUGAUAGUAGAGAGACUCCCUUUACUAAUGAAAGUUUGAGAAGAAAAUUAUCUUAAAAUAUGAGUGAUGCCAAAUUAAGCAAGAACCAAAUAAAUGAUUAAAACAAUAAGAAACACAAACACAAAAAUGAUCCUAAUUCAUACGGGGAGCUUUUUAUUGAAAGUUAAAGUUUCCAUGUUAAAAAAGAGAUGAGGAAUUCAAAGUAGUUAUAUAACUUAUCGUAGAGUAAAGAGACUUCCACAUCUAGUUUCAGGAAUUUCGAUAAUAUCUAUGACAUUUAGUAAUUAAACCAAGAUAGAUCCCAAAUUAUCAGCGGCUAGUAACAUAUAAGUAAGGGCAAAAAUGAAAGUGUACUAAAGUAUUUAAAAUUGCACUAGAUCGAGGACUAAACAUGA